Messenger RNA from Drosophila yakuba, 1309 nucleotides. RefSeq lists its product as uncharacterized. The record is from RefSeq and is a predicted model, not a curated record. The coding region runs from base 947 to 1150 and encodes 67 amino acids. Lineage: Eukaryota; Metazoa; Arthropoda; Insecta; Diptera; Drosophilidae. The transcript has a single exon.
CCCAGAUAACCCACUGAAACCAAAUCGGAACUCCGGACUAUCCAUACUAAACCCCCAUCUUCUGAGCGAUACUGAUACUCUUGAAUAAUUCAGCCUCGGAUCGUAAUCGGAAUCGGAAUCGCAAUCGCCAUAGCGAUCUGCAGUGGGCUUUACGACCCCCGAAUGUGUCCCAGUUACACACUUAUGUGGGUGGGUGUGUGUGACUGUUCCAUAUCCGUAUAUAGAAUAGAGUCGGCCAACGCAUUAGCGCCGAUUGUGAGUCAGAGUUGGGGUUUCUGAUCGAUCCGCUCAACCUUUCGCCCUUUCUGGUUAAUUGGAAGUUCAGUUCAGCGGAGAAGAAGAUCUUUUCGCCGUCUACUUUCUAUCGUUAUUUCUGGGCAACAUUAACUCAAACAUUAACAAAUACACUUAACAACCUACGGCGUGUUUUUUGAAUGGGGAUGCAAAUUAAUAACCAAUAGCCAGGCAGCCAAUUUUGAUGUUAAUAAAAACUCGACCGACUCCGCAAAUGCGAGCGUCUUUAUUGUUUUGGGCGGAAAUAGAAUUCUGAAGGCCCGCGCAACUGAAAGCAAACAUUUUUCAAUGAUGACUGCCUAGUGCCUCGUUGAGUGAAAGUUUUAACGUUUUCAAAACGAUUCUCGUUGGAAAUCUGCUUGCUCUCAGCAAUCUAUAUAUUGGUUCUUACGAAUUAGCAUUGCAAAUGCGGAAUUUACAUUAGCUCUGGCUUAAUGCGACUAGGAAUUUUAUAUUUAUGGCUGUUGUGUGGUUUUUUGGCCAAAUAUCCAUAAGUAAUUGGCCAGAAUCGGCACAUUUGAAUUCAGGUUCAAAGCUAUUCGUUAUUCAUUAGGAAAUGGGUAUCGAAAACCUUAUCGCCAGGGAGUUAGUGCUCAUUUUGAUCUAGCCUCGACGCCGAUAUUUUCAACAGUCCAGAGAUAACCCGAAAAAAAUGGAGCCCAAAAAAACGAUAACCUGGUUUUUCGGCCUGCCAUCAGUGCGCUAUGCGCAGAUCUUUAUCGUGGUGGCGGGCGAUCUGCUGGCCCUGUCCAAUCUGUAUCCCAAGCACUCGAGCUAUAUUGCGCGUCCAUUCCUGCUCUGGCAGGAUCUCCAGGAGGAGGACGAACGUUCCAUGGACUCACCUCAGAAGUUCUAACGAAUAUAUAUUUUUUAACGUGCGUGGGAGACGUUUUAUUGCCCCCAACGAUUUUUGACCAGACCAACCUUGAGUUUCAAUGCCAAUGCCAGGCCCAUGACGUCACUUGUAUCUGGCUGUCUCUUGCUGCUUAAAUAUACUGAAUAUUUUGUACAUAUA